Molecule: messenger RNA, 1931 nt
Organism: Spathaspora passalidarum NRRL Y-27907
Lineage: Eukaryota; Fungi; Ascomycota; Pichiomycetes; Serinales; Debaryomycetaceae
Gene: VPS36
Product: ESCRT-II subunit protein
Exons: 1
Coding region: 510-1847 (445 amino acids)
Biological process (GO): protein transport to vacuole involved in ubiquitin-dependent protein catabolic process via the multivesicular body sorting pathway
Cellular component (GO): ESCRT II complex; late endosome membrane
Molecular function (GO): ubiquitin binding; phosphatidylinositol-3-phosphate binding
Source: RefSeq, a predicted model, not a curated record
AUCUGAAUGAAUCAAUCGUCUUCUUUCAAGAUUCAAUUGGAAUAUAUCAAGGACAACUGAAGAUUGCCCUCCACCAGAAUGGUCGUCUCUAUUUAACAAACCAACGGUUGAUAUACUUUGAUAAUGAUGACGCUCAAGCUAGGAGCAUCUGUGUGGAUAUGUCCAAGUUUGUGGGCGCAGAACUAGUUGAUGGAUUCUUUAGAAGUUCGCCUAAAGUGAAGUUGUUUAUACGUACCGGCGAUAAUGAAUCAACCUUUCAGGCCAAACCACACAAGAGCGAAAGCACCCUUAAUUGGCCAUGUAAGAUUUGUUCAUUCAACAAUGUAAUGAGCUACGAUUUUGAUAUUGAAAAUGACGAAAUGCCUAAAUGUGGAUCAUGUGGUAUCCGAGCCACUGCCAAGUAUCUUGAACUGAUUAUUAAACAAUCUCGAGAGAACUCGUUGACACCGACCCCAGAACCUAGAAGAGACGACCAGUGUCCCCAAUGCACAUUCAUCAACCAUCCUUCUAUGAAAUAUUGUGAGAUUUGCGGAAGUGAAUUGAAAUCGACUAUCCCUGAUGCUCUCCAAAGGAAAUUAUCUACCACUAUUAAAACACCACCAACCAAGAAAUCAGAUCUAAAUCCAUUAGGACUUGAAUUGGAGAAUGAUGAAAGUUAUUCUACUCCUCAACAACCCUAUAUAAAAAUAAGCUUUCGUAAAGGGGGCUCGUCCAAGUUUUACCGUCAUGUAACUACAAUAAUUGACGAAAUCAAAUGGGACAGACUCAAAUCUGCAGGUGGGGUCAACCAAAGUGGAGUUAAACUCAAACUGACCAAGUUAGCUCCGGCUAGUAGUACCGGAGGAGGUAUCCAUGCAUUGGAAAUGUUGGAUGAGCAGCAACGACGUCAAAAUGAAAUCAUUCUUAGUUCAAGUUUGAAUGACUUGGAACAGCUAAUGUUUAAAUACCAAGACUUGAUUAAACUUUCGGGUUCAUUUAACCAAUUCAUAAAACCGAAUGAGCACAAUAAGCGUGUUCCUACUAGCUCCCAGGCCAUCCCCAGCCUAAACCUUAAGCAUAGUUCGCCACAAGAAUUAAGUCGACAUAUAAGUGAAUAUCUUAUUAAUUAUGAACUCACCACUACAUCUUCAAUGAUCACUUCUCAAGAUCUAUUUGCCAAUUAUAAUAGAUUCCUCAUAAAUACGCAAGGGUUCGGAUGUGAUUUAAUCAAAGCUGCAGAUUUCAAUAAAUCACUUGAAUUGUUUGCUCAGUUGAACCUCCCUGUUACUAUGCGAAAGUAUGAGAAAUCAGGAUUAUUAGUCAUUGCUAAAACUAAAUUAUUACAAGAGAGUUAUGGAAAAUAUAUUGUCAACUUUAUUAAAGACCAAGAGCAUGAAUAUAAACUCAACAAAUGUCGACAUGAUAUGAUGCAAGGAGUUAUUGUACUCGAACACGAGUCUUGUUUCCGAGGAGUAACUGUCGGGGAAAUUUCGCUGACGUUGAAUUGGUCUAAUAACGUUACGAUUGAAGAAGUAGAGAUUUGUGUGAAUGAAGGAAUAAUCGUGGUUGAUCAGAACAUUUCUGGGACAUUUUACCAUAUAAACAAGUUUGAAUGGAAUAACAAAGACUGGGAUGAUUCGCAAGAAAUGACCCAGAUUCAUGAAUUGAUUGUGCAAGAACAGAAAUCAAUUAGUCUGGAAUUACGAAGCGAAUAUGAAAGAGUGCACGGUGAAGAACAAUUGGUUGAUUUGAUGCCUAGUUUUGCAAUCGAUGUCGACUUUGAAGAGGAGGAAAGUGAGCUAGAGGAAGUUGCGCCGGGAAAUAGCCAAUCGCAAUCAUUAAAUGACUUGGCAGGAUUAAGAUUUUAACUAAUCUAAACCCUUUCCAAUUGUAUUUGCAUAGAAUUUAUAGAUGUAACAUAGAACACUUCAGAAAUGCCAUGUGAUGGUUAU